Lasiosphaeria miniovina is the source of this 519-nucleotide messenger RNA. RefSeq names its product cytochrome c oxidase polypeptide V mitochondrial precursor. NCBI's taxonomy places the organism in Eukaryota, Fungi, Ascomycota, Sordariomycetes, Sordariales, Lasiosphaeriaceae. Bases 1 to 519 code for a protein of 172 amino acids. Gene Ontology annotation, biological process: mitochondrial electron transport, cytochrome c to oxygen. The record is from RefSeq and is a predicted model, not a curated record. The transcript has 3 exons.
AUGCUGCGCACCCCAACGUCGAGCGCGCUGCUGCGCAACGCCGCACGCCGCGCUGCCCGGCCCUCGGUCGCCUGCCGUGCCGCCUCAACCACCCACGCCAUCUCCAACCCGACGCUGGCGAACAUCGAGAAGAGAUGGGAGGGCCUGCCCAUGCAGGAGCAGGCUGAACUGUGGAUGGCUCUGCGCGACCGCAUGAAGGAGAGCUGGACCGAGCUUACCCUGUCGGAGAAGAAAGCCGCCUACUGGAUCGCCUUUGGCGCUCACGGCCCUCGAUCCCUUCCCCCUCCGGGCGAGGGCAAGAAGGUCGCUCUCUACACGGCCAUCGGCUUGGGAGUCAGCUUGGCCAUCUUCGGAACCCUGAGGCUCUUCGCCAAGCCGCCACCGCACACCAUGACCAAGGAGUACCAGGAGCUGACGAAUGAGUACCUGAAGGCUCAGAACUCGGACCCGUUGACGGGCAUUUCGUCAGAAGGCUACUCUGGCAAGGGCCACGUCCAGUCUCCCUCCUCCAAGGCAUAG